This is a messenger RNA of Menidia menidia (Atlantic silverside), 435 nucleotides long. The record is from the annotation of a GenBank genome assembly. NCBI's taxonomy places the organism in Eukaryota, Metazoa, Chordata, Actinopteri, Atheriniformes, Atherinopsidae.
CUGCUGCCAGUGGGCUGCCAGUGGGCUGCCAGUCUGCUGCCAGUGGGCUGCCAGUGGGCUGCCAGUCUGCUGUUAGUCUGCUGCCAGUGGGCUGCCAGUCUGCUGCCAGUGGGCUGCCAGUGGGCUGCCAGUGGGCUGCCAGUCCGCUGUCAGUCUGCUACCAGUCUGCUGCCAGUGGGCUGCCAGUCUGCUGCCAGUGGGCUGCCAGUCCGCUGUCAGUCUGCUGCCAGUCUGCUGCCAGUGGGCUGCCUAUGGGCUGCCAGUGGUGGAGUUGAACAGGACCCCCCAGAGGUCCUGAGGGUCUCCAUCCAGAUAUUGGUCAGCAGAACGAUGCAGAAGCAGACUGAGGCGGUGGAAAUGGUUCCCACCCUGUGGGCGGCUGCCCACCAGACCCCCCCCACCCCAGAAUGCUCCUCCUCUGAGCCUCUGACCUGU